Beauveria bassiana ARSEF 2860 is the source of this 1893-nucleotide messenger RNA. Its product is annotated as multicopper oxidase. The coding region runs from base 1 to 1893 and encodes 630 amino acids. Gene Ontology annotation, biological process: cellular response to iron ion starvation; reductive iron assimilation. The record is from RefSeq and is a predicted model, not a curated record. The transcript has 3 exons. Gene Ontology annotation, molecular function: ferroxidase activity; copper ion binding. Gene Ontology annotation, cellular component: high-affinity iron permease complex. Lineage: Eukaryota; Fungi; Ascomycota; Sordariomycetes; Hypocreales; Cordycipitaceae.
AUGGCGCACCUCAUCAAGACGGCCUCUGCCGCUGCCGCUGCCGCCGCCCUCGUCGGCCUCGCUUCUGCCGCCACCAUCACCCACGACUUCAACAUCACCUGGGUCACUGCUAACCCCGACGGUGCGCACCCGCGUCCCGUCAUUGGCAUCAACAACCAAUGGCCCAUUCCCCGCCUCGAGGUCGACAUUGGCGACCGCCUCGUCAUCAAUGUCAACAACCAGCUCGGCAACCAGUCCACGUCGCUGCACUUUCACGGCCUCUUCCAGAACGGCUCCUCGCUCAUGGACGGACCCUCUGGCGUCGUCCAGUGCCCGAUUCCCCCGGGCUCCUCCUUCACCUACAACUUCACCGUCGACCAGCCCGGCACCUAUUGGUACCACUCGCACACAAACGCCCAGUACCCUGACGGCCUGCGCGGGCCGCUCAUUGUCAAUGACAUAAACUUUCCGUACAAGAACCGCGUCGACGAGGAGCGCGUGCUGACGCUGUCGGACUGGUACCACGAUGAGAUGCAGGACCUCAUCCCGGGCUUCCUCUCCAAGGGCAACCCGACGGGCGCCGAACCCGUCCCCAAGGCGGCCCUCAUGAACGAGACGCAGAACUUGUCGCUGCCGGUGCAGCCCGGCAAGACGUACAUGUUCCGCGUCAUCAACAUUGGAGCUUUUGCCGGCCAGUACCUCUGGAUUGAGGGCCACACCAUGCAGAUUGUCGAGGUCGACGGUGUCUACACCAAGAUGGCUCCCGCCGAAAUGGUCUACAUCUCGGCGGCUCAGCGCGUCAGCUUCCUGCUUACCACCAGAAACGACACCUCGGCCAACUUUCCCAUUGUCGCCUCCAUGGACACCACUCUCUUUGACAUCCUGCCCGACGAUCUCAACUACAACUCAACCGGCUGGCUCACCUACGACGAGAGCAAGCCCAAGCCCGACGCCAAGACUGUCGACGCGCUCGACGCCUUUGACGACAUGACCCUGGUUCCCUACGACGAGAUGGCGCUGCUUCCUGAACCCCACAAGACGGUAGAGCUCGACGUCGUCAUGGACAACCUCGGCGACGGCGCCAACUAUGCAUUUUUCAACAACAUCACCUACCAGUCGCCCAAGGUGCCGACCCUCUACAGCGUCCUCUCUUCGGGCGAGCAGGCUGUCAACCCCACCGUCUACGGCGAGUACACGCACCCGUUUGUCCUCGCAAAGGACGAAAUCGUCCAGAUUGUCGUCAACAAUCUCGACACGGGCCGCCACCCUUUCCAUCUCCACGGCCACCACUUCCAGGCCGUACACCGCUCGGCCGAAGAGGCCGGCACCUUUGCCGAUGAGAAUGUGACCGAGGCCCAGCUCGGUAAGGUGCCCAUGCGCCGCGACACGCUCGUCGUCUGGCCCAACGGCAACAUUGUGCUGCGCUUUAAGGCCAAUAACCCGGGCGUCUGGCUGUUCCAUUGCCACAUUGAGUGGCACGUCGUCUCGGGCCUGCUCGCCACGUUUGUCGAGGCCCCGCUCGAGCUGCAGAAGCAGUUUACGAUUCCGCAGAACCACCUCGACAAUUGCGCGGCCGCGGGCAUGGCCACGCAGGGCAACGCGGCGGCCAACACAAACGAUCUGCUGGAUCUGACGGGGCAGCCUGCGCCUCCUCGUCCUCUGCCUGCUGGGUUCACCACGCGCGGCAUCAUUGCUUUCGUAUUUAGCUGCAUUACGGGUAUCCUGGGCGUCUUGGUCGUGGCGUGGUACGGCAUGUCUGCGCCCGCCAAGACGACGCGCGACCACGAACCACUUGUUGGUCAUGACCACGGUGCCUCGGAGGUGCGUGAAGCGCCGGCUGCUGCGGCCACUGCGGGCGAGACGACGCCGGCGACGACUGCAGGGACGAAUGCGGCUACGGCCACGUCGAGUUGA